This is a messenger RNA of Agelaius phoeniceus (red-winged blackbird), 11502 nucleotides long. Lineage: Eukaryota; Metazoa; Chordata; Aves; Passeriformes; Icteridae. The record is from RefSeq and is a predicted model, not a curated record.
AUGGAGGCCGAGGGGGAUCCCGGGUUCGCGGGGCCGGGUUCCCGGCAGGGUUCCCCGGAGGAUGCCCCGGAGGGUUCCCCGGAGGAUGCCCCGGAGGAUGCCCCGGAGGGUGCCCCGGCCGAGGCGCGGCUGGCUCGGUGCGCGGCGCGGGCGCUGGCGCUGCCCCCGGAGCGCUGCCGGCGCUGGGCGGGCGGCGCGGCGGGGCCGGCGCUCCGCGGUUUCGUGCGGGGCGCGGCGGGGCCGGCGCUGCUGGCCUGGCGGGGCCCGGGCGCGGAGCUGGGGCUGUGCCCCGGGCCGCCCCCGCCGCCCCCCAGCGCCACCAAAGCGCUUUUCUUCCUGCGGCCGCCCGCAGCCGGCCCCGCCGAGCCGCUGCUGUGCGGGGAUCUGCCCGCCGAGCCCCUGCCGCACUUCGCAGCGCUGGUGGAGGAGCUGGUUUUGUACCUUUAUCCUCCCCCAAGUCUGGCCACACAAAGGCUGCUCAUCACCAGGGGCAACCUGGCUCUGAUCCCAGGGAAGGUGAUCGUGCCCAUCCUGACGAACCGGAGGAACCAUCAGGGCUGGCCACGAGUGGUGUCACAGGACAUCAUCCAUCACGUCCACAGCCUGAAAAACACUGUCUUCAAGGUGGUUGGCCAAGUGAAGGGCAAGACCUUGCUGCCUCUUCCAGCUGCCUCAGAGGGAAUUGAGAACAUUGAUCCUGAAAGUGAGAAAUUCUUGGAGCUGAUCAGUAAAUCCCUCGUCCAUGCCACCGAGUCAGCCAUCAUCGAGUGGAGCCAGCAGAUCCAGAGAGUGCUGAGGAAAGAGUCCUCAGAGCCCCUCCUGCAAGGCACCAACCCCACCCCGAAGGUGGAGCUGCAGUUUUGGAGGAGCAGGUGUGCUGACCUGGAGGGCAUUCACAGCCAGCUGACGUCCAGGAGGGUCAGCAACAUGCUGGAGGUGCUGGAGAGAGUGCAGAGCAUCUACGUGCCAGCCUUCCAAAGCCUGCUCGAGGAUGUGCAGGCAGCUCUGAGGGAAGCUCAGGACAUCGACCUGCACCUGACAGCCCUGCAGCAGCCCCUGGAGCAGGUGGAGGCUGUUGAGUUCAGCAAGGUGAAGCCUCUCCUGGUGCCCCUGCUGCACGUGGUGUGCUGGAUCUGGGCCAGCUGCCAGCACUACAGCAUGCCCCUGAGGCUGGUGGUGCUGCUCCAGGAGAUCUGCAACCUCCUCAUCCAGCAGGCUGUGGUGUACCUGUCCCCAGAAGAUCUGCUGAAAGGAGAGGUGGAGGAGAGCCUGGGCAAGGUGCAAACAGCCUUGGACAUCCUGAGUGCCUUCAAAGGGGCGCUGGAGGAGAGAAGGGCAAACCUGCAGGUGUACUAUGAGCCAGGCCAGCAAGUGAGGAGCUGGGACUUCCCCUCCAGGCUGGUGUUUGCAAGGCUGGACAGCUUCCUGCAGAGGCUGCAGGUGGUGAAGGGUCUCCUGAGCACAGCCCUGGACCUGGCCCAGCUGGAGAAGAUUGAGUUUGGGGGCGUGAGAGGGAAGGCCCUGGGCCAGCAGGUGCUGGCCAUGCAUGAAGAGUUCCAGGAGUGCUACCAGGUGUUCUCAGAGCGAGCCUACGACUGCCUGGACCUGGCCAACGUGGAGUUUGAGCAGGAUGCCCUGGGCUUCCAGCAGAAGGUGCAGGACAUCGACCGUCGGCUGGGCACCGUGUUCAGCCAGGCCUUCAGCGACGCCCCAGGCCUGGAGCACAUCUUCAAGCUGCUGGCCAUGUUCCGGAACCUUCUGGAGCGCCCUGGGAUUGCUGAAGUUGUUGCUGACAAGGUCCCUGUGCUGCUCAGCAUGUUCAGCACUGCCCUGGACCAGGCCAGGCUCACCUACAGCAGGCACACCCAGGCAGGGCUGCAGCUCGGGUUCCCCCCCCUGCACAAGAACGUCCCUCCCGUGGCCGGAGCGCUGGGCUGGGCGCGGGAGCUGCGGGCGCGGAUCCAGGGGCCCUUGGAGCACCUCAGGCACGUCCCAGGGCUGAGCUUGGACUCUGCCCGUGGAAGAAUGGUGGUGCAGAAAUAUGAAGAAAUGGUCCAGCUGCUCGACAGGUAUCAGGAAAAGCUGUAUUUGGACUGGUCCCAGUCAGUCUCAGAGAAAUCCCAGUACAACCUGGCUCAGCCUCUCAUCCGGCGAGAGGCGCAGAGCAAACUGAUCAGGGUCAACUUUGAUCCCCAGCUGGUGGCCGUGCUCAGGGAGGUGAGCUACCUGAGGGGCAGCGGGGCAGGAGCCAUCCCCCCAGCAGCAGCUGAGCUCCAUUCCUGCAAGGAAUCCCUCUGGCAGCUGGUGGCCAGCCUGGAGCUGAUGGGGAACAGCUACAACAAGGUCCUGAGGUCCGUGCUGGAGGUGGAACAUCCUCUGGUGCAGGGCCAGCUGCAGGACAUCGACCUGAAGCUGAGGGAGGCAGAAGAAACGCUGACCUGGAGGACAGAGGGUGUCUGGGAUCGCAUCUCCGGGGUGGUGGGUGAUGUCUGUGACCUGGAGCAGAGGGUGCAGAAGGCCAAGGACAACGUUGGGGAGAUGCAGAGCAUCGUGCGCUCGUGGGGGUCGCCCAUGCUGGAGAGGAGGGACGCCAAGAGGGAGGCGGUGCUGGGCCUGGAGGAGUGCCAGGAGCGCCUGGAGCGGAGCUACAGCCUGGUCAGCCAGGGUGGGCACAGGAUCCACUCCCUGCUGAAGGAAAACCAGAGCCUCCUACGUGCGGAGCCAGCCUCUGAUGCCUGGAAGGUGUAUUUGGAUUAUGUGGAUGAGAUAGUCCUGGGUGGACUCUUCACUGCCAUUGAGUGCUCCCUGAAAUACCUCCUGGAGAACACAGAUCCCAAGGCAGGGCUCGCUCCCCUCUUUGAGGUGCAGCUGGAUUUGGUGAUCCCAGAUUUGGUGUUUCGCCCUCCCUUGGACCCUGGUGCCAGGGAUGGCUUCUGUGACAUGGUGGAAAGUCUUCUCCAGGGCAUCUUCCACAUCUCCUCGCUGGUGCCCCGGCUGGCUGCACACAGUGGCUUCUGCCACUACCAGGCUGCCCUGGAGGCCAUGCCCUCGCUGUGCUCGUGCCGCCAGGAGCUGCUGGCCCGGGCUCAGGCAGCGGCCACCGCGUGCCGCGAGCACCGCGUGGGGCUGGAGCGGCGCUUCUGUCACCUCCUGGCCCAGGACAGCAGGGAGCUGGGCCACCACCUCCUGGCCCAGGACAGCAGGGAGCUGGGCCACCACCUCCUGGCCCAGGACAGCAGGGAGCUGGGCCACCACCUCCACGUCCCCAUGCCCAUGGACAUCAAUGGCCACGGCAUCCCCGAGGCACCAGCCACGCUGCAGCAGUUCAGAGAGCAGCUGGGCUCCUAUGAGCAGCUCUACGAGGAGGUGGCUCGAAUGCAGCCCCUCUGCACCUUCCAGGGCUGGCUGAGGCUGGAUGUGAGGCCCUUCAAGGCAGCCUUGCUCAAUGAGAUUAAAAGGUGGAGCUUGGUGUUCAAGCAGCACCUCCUGGACCAUGUCACGCACAGCUUGGCUGACCUGGACGAGUUCAUCCAAACUGCCGAGAGAGGUCUGAGCAGAAAGGUGGAGAGAGGUGACUACAGUGGCUUGGUGGAGGUCAUGGGUCACCUGCUGGCUGUGAAGGAACGUCACAGUGCCACUGAUGCCAUGUUUGAGCCCCUGAAGGAGACCAUUGAGCUGCUGAGGACCUAUGAGCAGCAGCUGCCUGAGGAAGUCCACCAGCAGCUGGAGGAGCUGCCGGAGAAGUGGGGCCAGGUGAAGAAGCUGGCGGUGGCCGUGAAGCAGCAGGUGGCUCCUCUGCAGGCGGCCGAGGUGACCGCGCUGCGCCAGAGCUGCGCCGCCUUCGACGCCCAGCAGCAGCGGCUCCGCGAGCGCUUCGCCACGGAGGCUCCCUUCAGGUUUGACACCGAAAAGCCUUAUCAACUGCUGGAUGCAAAGCACAUGGAGAUUAAAGAGAUGGAGUCAGCCAUGACCUCGAUUUAUGAAUCAGCUGGUCUGUUUGAAGUCAUGGUGCCGGAGUACAAACAGCUGAAGCAGUGCAGGAGGGAGCUGUGUCUGCUCAAAGAGCUCUGGGACAUGAUCUCCCUGGUGAACACCAGCCUUGAGGACUGGCAGACCACCAGAUGGGUGGACAUUAACGUGGAGAACAUGGAUCUGGAGUGCAAGAAGUUUGCAAGAGAGAUUCGGAAUUUGGACAAGGAGAUGAGGGCGUGGGAUGCUUUCAGCGGGCUGGACAGCAAGGUGAAGAACAUGCUGACAGCCCUCAAGGCUGUGGCAGAACUUCAAAAUCCUGCCAUCAGGGAGAGGCACUGGAACCAGCUGAUGCAGGUGACGGGCGUGAGGUUUGUGAUGGACUCGGACACCACCCUGGCUGACCUCCUCAAGCUCAACCUGCAUGAAUUUGAGGGGGAGGUCCAUGGCAUUGUGGACAAAGCAGUGAGAGAAAUGAGCAUGGAGAAGGUGCUGAAGGAGCUGAGGGUGACCUGGAGCUCCAGGGAGUUUCAGUACGAGCCUCACCCCCGCACCCACACCCCCUUGCUGAAGUCAGAUGAGGAGCUCAUUGAAACUCUAGAGGACAACCAGGUGCAGCUGCAGAAUUUAAUGUCCUCCAAGUACAUUGCCUUCUUCCUGGAGGAGGUGUCUGCCUGGCAGAGGAAGCUCUCCACUGCUGACUCCAUCAUCUCCCUGUGGUUCGAGGUGCAGCGCACGUGGUCUCACCUGGAGAGCAUUUUCAUAGGCUCAGAGGACAUCAGGGCACAGCUGCCCCAGGACUCCAAACGUUUUGAAGGCAUUGAUGUGGAUUUUAAAGAGCUGGCCAAUGAAGUUCAGAAAACCCCAAAUGUGGUUGAAGCCACCAAUAAACCAGGUCUGUCCCAGCAGCUGGAGGACAUCCAGAGCAGGUUGUCUCUGUGUGAGAAGGCUUUGGCUGAAUAUUUGGACAUGAAAAGGUUGGCUUUUCCCAGAUUUUACUUCAUUUCUUCUGCAGAUUUACUGGAUAUUCUUUCCAAUGGCACCAACCCACAUCUGGUGCAGCGUCACCUUUCCAAACUCUUUGACAACUUGGCCAGGCUGAAAUUCCAGGUGGACUCCGAGGAGAAGACAACCAAGGUUGGCCUGGGAAUGUACAGCAGAGAAGAGGAAUAUGUCCAGUUCAGUGAACCCUGUGACUGCAGUGGGCAGGUGGACCUGUGGCUGUGUCACCUGCUGGACACCAUGAGGGCCACGGUGGAGGUGUGGCUGGGUCGCCUGCUGGACACCAUGAGGGCCACGGUGGAGGUGUGGCUGGGUCGCCUGCUGGACACCAUGAGGGCCACGGUGAGGGACGGGAUGGGCGCGGCUGUGGCGGCCUACGAGGACAAGCCCAGGGAGCAGUGGCUCUUUGACCACCCUGCCCAGGUGGCUCUCUGCUGCACCCAGAUCUGGUGGACAGCUGAGGUGGGCAUGGCCUUCUCCAGGAUGAAGGAAGGCUACGAGAAGGCCAUGAAGGAGUACCACAAGAAGCAAGUGGCCCAGCUGAACACGCUGGUGACCAUGCUGCUGGGGCAGCUCUCCAGGGGCGACAGGCAGAAGAUCAUGACCAUCUGCACCAUCGACGUGCACGCGCGGGACGUGGUGGCCAAGAUGAUAGCACAGAAGGUGGACAAUGGCCAGGCCUUCGUGUGGCUGGCGCAGCUGCGGCACCGCUGGUCGGACGAGGAGCGGCACUGCUGGGCCAACAUCUGUGAUGCUCAGUUCCUCUACUGCUACGAGUACCUGGGCAACACCCCCCGGCUGGUGAUCACCCCCCUGACCGACAGGUGUUACAUCACCCUCACCCAGUCCCUGCACCUGACCAUGAGUGGGGCUCCUGCAGGCCCUGCUGGCACUGGCAAGACAGAGACCACCAAGGACCUGGGCCGAGCCCUGGGCAUCAUGGUCUACGUGUUCAACUGCUCCGAGCAGAUGGACUACAAGGUGAAGAGUGUGCAGGAUGCCAUCCGGGAGAAGAAGAAAUCCUUCAAUUUUCUUGGAGAAGACAUUAACUUAGUCCCCUCAGUUGGGAUUUUCAUCACCAUGAACCCUGGUUAUGCAGGACGAACCGAGCUACCUGAGAAUUUAAAAGCUCUCUUCAGGCCCUGUGCCAUGGUUGUGCCAGACUUUGAGCUGAUCUGUGAGAUUAUGUUGGUGGCUGAGGGCUUCCUCCAGGCCCGAGCCUUGGCCAGGAAGUUCAUCACGCUCUACCAACUCUGCAAGGAGCUCCUGUCCAAGCAGGACCACUACGACUGGGGUCUGCGGGCCAUCAAGUCGGUGCUGGUGGUGGCGGGCGCCCUGAAGCGCGCGGACCCCGAGCGGCCCGAGGAGCAGGUCCUGAUGCGCUCCCUCCGCGACUUCAACGUCCCCAAAAUCGUGACAGACGACGUGCCAGUGUUCAUGGGGCUGAUUGGGGACCUGUUCCCUGCCCUGGAUGUGCCUCGGAAGCGUGACCUGGAUUUUGAGGCCAUGGUGAAGGAGGCUGUGCUGGAGCUGCGGCUGCAGCCCGAGGACAACUUUGUGCUCAAAGUGGUGCAGCUGGAGGAGCUGCUCAGUGUCCGGCACUCCGUGUUCGUGGUGGGGGCUGCAGGCACAGGCAAGUCCCAGGUGCUGAGGUCCCUGCACAAAACCUACCAGAGGAUGAAGCGCCGGCCUGUGUGGACAGACCUCAACCCCAAAGCAGUCACCAAUGAUGAGCUCUUUGGCAUCAUUAACCCAGCAACGAGGGAGUGGAGAGAUGGACUGUUUUCAUCAAUCAUGAGAGAGCUGGCCAACAUCUCACAUGAUGGUCCCAAGUGGAUGGUACUAGAUGGAGAUAUUGAUCCAAUGUGGAUUGAAUCUCUGAACACUGUGAUGGAUGAUAAUAAGGUGCUGACCCUGGCCAGCAACGAGAGAAUCCCUCUGAACCCCACGAUGAGGCUGCUGUUUGAGAUCAGCCACCUGCGCACGGCCACCCCGGCCACCGUGUCCCGGGCAGUGGGGCAGGAGGAGGGGGCAGGGAUCCUGUACAUCAACCCCUCAGACCUGGGCUGGAACGCCCCCGUGAGCAGCUGGAUUGACCGGCGGGAGGUGCAGUCGGAGAGGGCCAACCUGACCAUUCUGUUUGACAAAUACCUGCCCGUGUGCCUGGACACCCUGAGAGCCAGAUUUAAGAAGAUUAUUCCCAUUCCUGAGCAGAGCAUGGUUCAGAUGCUGUGUUACCUCCUGGAAUGCCUCCUGACAGAGGACAACACACCUCCUGACUGUCCCAAGGAGCUUUAUGAACUUUACUUUGUCUUUGCUGCUGUCUGGGCCUUUGGUGGCUCCAUGUUCCAGGACCAGCUCGUGGACUACAGAGUGGAGUUCAGCAAGUGGUGGGUGGCAGAAUUCAAGACAAUCAAGUUCCCUUCUCACGGCACAGUCUUUGACUUUUACGUUGAUCCAGAAACAAAGAAGUUUGAGCCUUGGUCUAAACUUAUUCCCCAGUUUGAAUUCGAUCCUGAGAUGCCACUGCAGGCCUGCCUGGUGCCCACGGCUGAGACGGCGCGGCUGCGGUUCCUGGUGGCCAGGCUGCUGCAGCGCCAGCGCCCCGUGCUGCUGGUGGGCACCGCUGGCACGGGCAAGUCCGUGCUGCUGGGGGACACGCUCUGCUCGCUGGACACCGACGCCUUCCUGGUCAAGAAGGUGCCCUUUAACUACUACACCACCUCUGCCAUGCUGCAAGGUGUGCUGGAGAAGCCUCUGGAGAAAAAGGCUGGCAGGAAUUACGGCCCCCCAGGCACCAAGAGGCUGGUGUACUUCAUGGAUGACCUGAACAUGCCCCAGGUGGACGCCUACGGCACCGUGCAGCCCCACACCCUGCUCAGGCAGCACCUGGACUAUGGCCACUGGUACGACAGGAGCAGGCUGUCCCUGAAGGAGGUCAGCAAUGUGCAGUACGUGUCCUGCAUGAACCCCACUGCAGGGAGCUUCACCAUCAACCCCCGCCUCCAGCGUCACUUCUGUGUCUUCGCUCUCUCCAACCCUGACCAGGACUCCUUGUCCAGGAUCUACAGCACCAUCUUAGUGCAGCACCUGGCCAGUGGGAACUUCUCAGAGGCCGUGCAAAAAUCAGCCCAGCAGCUCCUUGCCCUGGCCCUAGGGCUGCACCGGAAGGUGGCUGCCACGUUCCUGCCAACAGCUGUCAAGUUCCACUAUGUUUUCAACCUCAGAGACCUCUCCAAUAUCUUCCAAGGCCUGCUGUUCUCUACCCCUGAAUGCCUGAAGCAGCCCCAGGACCUGGUGAAGCUCUACCUGCACGAGUCAAGCCGGGUGUACCGGGAUAGGAUGGUUGAGGAAGUGGAUUGGGACACUUUUGAUAAAAUCCAGCGGGAGAUGGUGAAGAAAUGCUACGACGAUAUUGAGGACACUUUAGAGCAGGCCAAACACAUGAAUAUUUACUGCCAUUUUGCCAAAGGCCUUGGGGAACCAGGCUAUAGGCCAGUUCCAAGCUGGGAGGAGCUGAACCAGAUCCUCGUGGAAGCCUUGGACAGCUACAACGAAGUCAACGCUGCCAUGGACCUGGUACUGUUUGAGGAUGCCAUGAGCCACAUCUGCCGCAUCAGCCGCGUCCUGGAGGCGCCGCGGGGGAACGCGCUCCUGGUCGGCGUGGGAGGCACGGGCAAGCAGAGCCUGACCCGCCUGGCUGCCUUCCUCAGCUCCCUGGAGGUCUUCCAGAUCACCCUGAGGAAAGGCUACGGCGUCCCUGACCUCAAGGCAGACCUGGCAAACCUGUACCUGAAGGCUGGGCUGAAGAGUGUGGGCUCUGUGUUCCUGCUGAGCGACGCACAGGUGGCGGACGAGCAGUUCCUGGUGCUGGUCAACGACUUCUUGGCAUCAGGGGAAAUCCCGGAUCUCUUCCCUGAUGAUGAAGUGGAAAACAUCAUCAGCAGUGUGAGGAAUGAAGUCAGGGGCCGGGGGCUGGUGGAUUCCAGGGAGAAUUGCUGGAGGUUUUUCAUUGAGCGAGUCCGACGGCAGCUGAAGGUCGCUCUGUGCCUGUCCCCCGUGGGCCCCAAGCUGCGCCUCCGCAGCCGCCGCUUCCCGGCGCUGGCCAGCGGCACCACCAUGGAUUGCUUCCAGCCCUGGCCCCGCCAGGCCCUGGAGUCCGUCAGCCUCCGCUUCCUGCGGGACAUGGACACCCUGCAGGAUUCAGUCAAGGAUUCAAUAAGCAAAUUCAUGGCCCACGUCCACAUCAGUGUCAAUGAGGUGUCCCGGCUGUACCUCAGCAACGAGCGCCGCUACAACUACACCACCCCCAAGUCCUUCCUGGAGCAAAUCAAACUCUACCAGAGCCUGCUGCUGAGCAAGGACAAGGAGUUAAAGGCAAAAAUGGAGCGCCUGGAGAACGGCCUGGAGAAGCUCAAGAGCACUUCUGCACAGGUGGAUGAGCUGAAGGCCAAGCUGGCAGCCCAGGAGGUGGAGCUGAAGCAGAAGAACGAGGAUGCUGACAGGCUGAUCCAGGUGGUGGGCGUGGAGACGGAGAAGGUGAGCAGGAAGAAGGCGGUGGCCGAUGAGGAGGAGCGGAAGGUGGCCCUCAUUGCCCAGGAGGUGGAGCAGAAGCAGAAGGACUGUGAGGAGGACCUGGCCAAGGCUGAGCCUGCCCUGGCAGCUGCCCAGGCUGCUCUCAACACCCUCAACAAGACCAAUCUGACGGAGCUGAGGUCCUUUGGGUCACCUCCUUCUGCUGUCAGCAACGUCACAGCAGCCGUGAUGGUGCUGACGGCCCCGGCAGGGAAGAUCCCCAAGGACAGGAGCUGGAAAGCAGCCAGAGUGGCCAUGGCAAGGGUAGACAGCUUCCUGGACUCCUUGAUCAACUUCAACAAGGAGAACAUCCACGAGAACUGCCUCAAAGCCCUGCAGCCCUAUCUGCAGGACCCCAGCUUCAACCCCGAGCUCGUGGCCACCAAGUCGGCGGCGGCGGCCGGGCUGUGCUCGUGGGUGCUGAACAUCGAGCGCUUCCACCGCGUCUUCUGCGAGGUGCAGCCCAAGAGACAGGCUCUGGACAGGGCCAACGCUGAGCUGGCAGCAGCCCAGGACAAGCUGGCCACUGUCAAGGCCAAAAUUGCUCGCCUCAAUGAGAACCUGGCCAAGCUCACAGCCCGGUUUGAGAAGGCCACCUCAGACAAAAUCAGGUGCCAGCAGGAAGCUGAAGCCACAGCCUGCACCAUCUCCCUUGCCAACCGCCUGGUUGGGGGGCUCGCCUCUGAAAAUGUGAGAUGGGCUGAGGCUGUGAAGGACUUCAAACAGCAGCAGAGCACCUUGUGUGGAGAUGUCCUGCUGGUCACAGCCUUUGUGUCCUACCUGGGCUACUUCACCAGGAAAUACCGCCAGGAGCUCCUGGAUGGCAUCUGGAGGCCCUAUUUGCACCAGCUAAAAGUGGCAGUGCCGGUGAUGCCGCAGCUGGAGCCACUGUUGGUGCUGGCGGACGAGGCAGUGGCAGUUCUGGUGAUGCUGCGGCUGGAGCCGCUGUUGGUGCUGGUGGAUGAGGCGGCCAUGGCGGCCUGGUGGAACCAGGGCCUGCUGGCCCUGUUUUUUUUACCUCAGCCAGCUUUUUACCUCAGCCAGCUUUUUACCUCAGCCAGCUUUCCCUGGGAUCUGCAGGAAGCCUUUCUGUUUGCCUGGCAGGUGCUGGUGACACCGCGGCUGAAGCCGCUGUCGGUGCUGGCGGAUAUGACAGCCUGGAAGCCUGUUCUGUUUGCCUGGCAGGUGCCGGUGACGCCGCGGCUGGAGCCGCUGUCGGUGCUGGCGGACGAGGCGGCCGUGGCGGCCUGGCGGAACCAGGGCCUGCCCGCCGACCGCACCUCCAGCCAGAACGCCGCCAUCCUCAGCAGCUGCCAGCGCUGGCCCCUCCUGGUGGACCCCCAGCUGCAGGGCAGCAAGUGGAUCAAAAACACCCACGGAGAUGCACUCCGCGUGAUCCGAGCCGGGCAGAAAGGGUAUCUGGACACACUGGAACAAGCCCUGGCUGCUGGAGACCUGGUUUUGAUUGAGAACCUGGAGGAAUCCGUGGAUCCCGUGCUGGGGCCGUUACUGGGGCGAGAAACAAUUAAAAAAGGCAGGUACAUCAAGAUUGGGGACAAGGAGUGUGCCUUGCACCCUGCCUUCCGCCUGAUCCUGCACACCAAGCUGGCAAACCCCCACUUCCAGCCCGAGCUGCAGGCCCAGUGCACCCUCAUCAACUUCUCUGUCACCCGCGACGGCCUCGAGGAGCAGCUGCUGGCGGCCGUGGUGCGCCUGGAGAGGCCUGACCUGGAGGAGCUGAAGACCAAUAACAGAUCUGACAGGGAGGAGCUGAAGUCAGAUCUCACAAAGCAGCAGAAUGAAUUCAAGAUCACCUUGAAAACGUUGGAGGACAACUUGCUCUCUCGGCUGUCAUCAGCAUCUGGGAAUUUCCUGGGAGACACAGCCUUGGUGGAGAACCUGGAGAGCACCAAGAGGACAGCUGCAGAGAUUGUGGAGAAGGUACAAAGACACUGA